AUGGCACUGAAUAAUGUCUCAAUUUCGCAACAAAAAGGCAAAGGUCUUUCAAAUGAUCAGUUUUCAUCAUGGACAGAGAAUGUUCGUCAUCAACCAGUGAAGGAUCUGAAGUUACCAACCUGGAAUAAAUGUGGACGUGAUAAAAACCGUUAUGUUGUAUUAAAAGACGGGACUGCUCUCUGUGCUCGUUACAGGCAUCCUCUCAAUAAAUUGGUUCUUGGUGAAGUUUUGUCAUUUUAUUUAUCUAAAUUAUUAAAAAUGGAUAAUGUACCAGCAGUAGUAUUGUCUCAGUUAAAUCAAUCAUCACAUCAAUGGAAUCAACAUAAUUUAACAGCAGUAGAUUGGCAAACUGAUCAAUAUGUGGCUCUCAUCCAAUGGAUUCCUGAUAUGGACACAAGACAAUCGUAUGUGUAUAUGCCUAGUCAGAUAUUAGAAGGAUUAGAGAGUAAGUCAGUGGUAGAUGUAGUAUCAUUAGCUGAUGACAAUUUAACACCUACCGUAUUAUCUCAAUUAGUUCAAUGGGGUUCCAUGAUUAUUUAUGAUUAUCUUACUGCUAACUAUGACAGGGUAGGAAGUAUGCAAGAUGGAGCCUUCAGAGAAAAAGAUCCAAGUAUUUUGAAGGAACACAUUCGCAAUUUACGCAAAUCAGUCAAAACUUCUAAACUGUGGUUAAUUGACAAUGAAAGUGGACUAUUAGAUGCUUACGAUCUGUUGUAUAAGAGUGGCCAAAAUGGCAAACAAUUUGUGACAUUCCAUCAACAAAUGUUACAAACUAUGUGUAUAUUUGAAAAGCCACUUGUGAAGGCAAUAAGAUCUUUACAUAAUACUCCAGAGCCAUACCAGACUUUAGAAAACUUUGCACGGCAACAUGAGCCAUUGUUGGACCAAGUACCAAAAGACAAUUCUUACUCACUUUUUAAGACAAUGUUUUCCAAAAGAUUGACAGAUGUCUAUGAAUGGAUUCAAUUCUGUCAAUCCAGACAACUGUGA
This is a messenger RNA of Lottia gigantea (owl limpet), 990 nucleotides long. RefSeq lists its product as hypothetical. The transcript is spliced from 5 exons. Gene Ontology annotation, biological process: cell-cell signaling. Lineage: Eukaryota; Metazoa; Mollusca; Gastropoda; Lottiidae. The coding region runs from base 1 to 990 and encodes 329 amino acids. The record is from RefSeq and is a predicted model, not a curated record.